AUGGCCGUUGAGAUGGACACCCCGUCCACUCCACCGCGCCGCACGCGCGCUCACCUCCACGUCCCGCCAACGCCGCUGCAUGGCAGCUUCCUUGACAGCCCGCCGCGCCGAAGCACUCGCAGCACCCUCAACACCAACCCGUACAGCAGCGCAAACGUGAGCGCUUCGAGCAGCUUCAAGUCCUCUGCAAAUUCCUCCCUUCCGCCUGUCACACCAAACAUAGCGGGCCGCAAGCUUAGCUUUGCUGUUUCGGAUGCCCUGUCCACCCCACCUGCAUCACCUAUGCAACCACGGCUCGGCGCGAUUUCCGCUCACGCAGACAAUGGCCUAGACGACGACAAUAGGAAUGCUCAAGGCGACCAUAAGACACUCGCCGCGCCUUCAAGCAACAAGUCCGCCAUGCUCCCAACUCCAUCUAAGACGCCUUCCAUGACACCAGCCCGGAAGCGCCAGCGUGCAGCCAGUCUCCAGGAUACCGCUCGAGUGCUUCAUUUCCAGCCGGAGAACCCGAACGACGCUAUGCCGACUCCGCAGCAGAGCCGCAAGCACAAGGCUGCCCUAGCCAGCAAGACGGGUGCUUUCGAUCUCGACGCCAACAAGCCAAAGCGCAAGGGCAACGACUUCACCAUCUACACCGAGACUCAAGCUCGUGUUCCUGAGGUCGACAAGUCCAGCGGCAAUGUAUUUCGAGGUCGUGCUACCAGCUCUGCGCCACCAGCUCACGAACGCGCUCGUCAGUGGGAUAGCUCUCCAAGCCCACCACCACGAUCUCGUCGCAGCGCACAGGAUCUGUACGACGAGCAGCGGAUGGACUCUGCUGCCAAGCAGGAACAGGGCAUCGUCUACACAUUCCGCGGCCGCAAGGUGUACAAGAAAUUUGAGGAUGUUGACGGCCCUGACCUCGGAGAGAGCUCGCGGCAACGCGCUCUGAAGCGUGCUGCCGGCGACACACGCCCGAUCACUCGCAGCAACAUUACGCCACGCCUGCUGUGGGCUCGUCAGAACAACGAUAGGGACAUUGACGAGGGUGGAUACAUUCGACAGCAUGACACUGCCGACGAGGAAGCUGAGACCGAUAUCGACAUGUCGGAUGCUCCUAUCAUCAACAUUCAGGAAGUCGAUCCAUCCGUUCCAGCCCAGCACACGACUCCAGCCAAGACCAAGGCUCGCUCCAAGCCAUUUAUGAGUCCUCCUACCACUUCUCGCACUACUCGGACAAAGCAGCACGAAGACAUUCCGAGCUUUGAUGAAACUUUGGACGCCGAUGAUGAGGGUGCUGCUGCCGUUUUGCCGACUCCUCAGCGCAGUAGUCGCAAGAAGAAGGUUGCGAUCAACGACAUUCCAGUCUACCAAGAAGGCACUCCAGAGCCGAUGUCAAUGACGCCAGAUGGCAAGGAUGCGCCGCCGGCACCGACACCAGCUCGUGCUCGGACAAAGCGAGUUCAAACCCAGCUUACCCCAGUCAUUGAGGACGAAGAGCCAGCCUCAGCAGAGUGCAGUCGCUCUCCUGCAGCUGGUCGGCGCAAGGCCUGCAGUCCUUUCGACAAUUGGCCACGCACCAAGGCUGGUCGCAAGCGUGAAGCUGUCGAGGACGCCUCUUCCGCUGCUCCAAGCAAGCGCUCACGGAGUGGCACUCGCUCAGCUCGCGCCUAG
Pseudocercospora fijiensis CIRAD86 is the source of this 1653-nucleotide messenger RNA. RefSeq lists its product as uncharacterized. Lineage: Eukaryota; Fungi; Ascomycota; Dothideomycetes; Mycosphaerellales; Mycosphaerellaceae. The coding region runs from base 1 to 1653 and encodes 550 amino acids. The record is from RefSeq and is a predicted model, not a curated record. The transcript has 2 exons.